Messenger RNA from Guillardia theta CCMP2712, 2134 nucleotides. RefSeq lists its product as hypothetical. Bases 1 to 1812 code for a protein of 603 amino acids. The record is from RefSeq and is a predicted model, not a curated record. Lineage: Eukaryota; Cryptophyceae; Pyrenomonadales; Geminigeraceae. The transcript has 12 exons.
AUGAAGCUUUCAGUGAGAAGAUUAUUUUUCCUUGUAACUAUUGGGAUUGCUGGCCAUCAGCGUGUUGAUGCAGGGAAUGGUGACAUAAUGGCGAGUAGCGAUUUCAAUUGGGAUGCUGAAGAUUGGGAGCUGUUUGGUCCGGGGAAGUUGAAAGUUUACGAUAGGGGGGGGAUGCUCUACGCAUCGAUUCCUUGGGGAGAAAGCUUUUGCCCACAACGGCAAGCUCCGAUUCCGACUUGGUACAUGUCGAACGGGAAAGACAUGAUAAAAGAUUGGGACGUCAUUCUUGAGAGCAAAGAGUGGAAACUUCGAAUUGGUGUCCGCAACCUCAUACCCCCCUGGGUGGGUGCAACCGACAACGACCUUUCCUUGAACGAGAAAAGCUGGACAGUGGUCAAAGGGCAAGGGCACGGGCACUCUCCGACAACGAUCCAGAUGCUUCGUUUAUUGUCCAGCCUAUCUGCCAUAUACAUCCGUGGGGGAUACUAUGAUGGCCAUGAAGAAACAUGGCUUGACUCAGUAUCUUUGAUUGAGGGCGAUCAUCACGAGGAAACUAUGCAAAGAAAAAUUCAGAAGCAUCAUCAUGAACCAUUGCGGAAGAAAAAGGAACAAGAGAAGAAGAAGCGUGAGCAAGAGGAAAUUGAGAUGCUUGCGGCUGCUGGGCAACUCAACAACGCACAAGCUGCUCUUAAUCAGAACAAUGCUCGUCCCCCUUCAACCAACUCUCAGUUGGACAGGCAAAGCAGUGAAGAACUGAAACGCAGACAGGAGGAAGAGGAAAGGAAGACAAAGGAAGAGGAGGAGCGGUUGAAUGCUCAAAGAGCGCAGGAUGAGAUGGAAUCGAGACGAAAAGAGGAAGAGCUCAAAGAGCUUGAAAAGCAAAAAGCUGAAAUGGAAGCGAAAUCUCACAUUGAACAAUUGUUGAAGCAAGAGGCAGAAACAGGUGGCGGAGAUCGGCUAAACUCUGGGAUUUCGGAGCAAAUUAAACAGGAAGAUGAAAGGAUCCUUGAAGAGCACUUGAAGCGCGAACAAGGAAUUUCCAACAGCAUCGAUCCCAAUGAAUUGAAAAGAGCAGCUAAGGCGGCCCCACGGCUUGUCCCUUUGCAGGAUGAUAACAUCGUGCCCGACAACGAGUUUGCGCAAGUAGAAGAGCCUGCCGCUCCUACUGUGACUGGAAUUUCUUCGCUCCAAGACCAGACAUCCCCUGAGGAUUUGGCUGGACAAAUUGACAAGGAGCACAGCCAAAGCCGAAUGGGAGCACAACAGGAUAGGUUGAGAGAGGAAGAAACUCGUAGGAUGGAGGAAGAGGAGGCUCGCAAGAAACAGGAGGAGGCUGCUCGGAAGAAGCAGGAGGAGGAAGAGGCUGCUCGGAAGAAGCAGGAGGAGGAGGAGGCUGCUCGGAAGAAGCAGGAGGAGGAGGAGGCUGCUCGGAAGAAGCAGGAGGAGGAGGAGGCUGCUCGGAAGAAGCAGGAGGAGGAGGAGGCUCGCAGGAGACAAGAGGAGGAGGAAGCUGCCCGAAAGAAGCAGGAGGAAGAAGCUAGAAAUCGGAUGAUUGCAGAACAGAUUCGGCGUCAAAAGGAGAUGGAAGAGAUCGAGGAAAUCCGAAAGCGUGCUCAAGCACAGGAGGAACUCCGUGAAAACACGAGUGGAGAUGCAGAGAAUUCUGAUCAAGAUUUCAUUGCGGAUCAAGAUUUUGACAGAACGGAUCAAUGCAGGGGUGAAUCUCGCUUUGAGAGGCUCAGAUCAAGGUUCCUCAAGGGUGACAAGGAAGCCAAGUCAAACAAGGAAAUGGAUGGGGAAGACCUUCCCUGAGCUCUUGGUGAUGACUUGUCUUCCGAACCAGAGGUGUUACCUUGAUGCCAUGAAGCGGAACAAGCUGGUGAAGGGGUGAAGGACUAAGUGCGAGGCGCACAAAGCUUGCAUAAUAUCUGCAACAAGUUCGGGGCCUUAUUUCGGGGAAACCGUAAGUUCAUCGUCUGAAACGAGGGGGGCGAUGGCCAGACCGCCGGAUGCUCCAACAGCUUGGUUUCUGCGCUCAAACAUGUGAAUAGACCGGGAGGAAUUGGCUACUUGACUGCCUUCCUGGCGGUUACAGAUCAACCGUACAUCCUAACAAUAAACUACAUAAACAUCA